This is a messenger RNA of Penicillium cataractarum, 1527 nucleotides long. RefSeq names its product IscS subfamily cysteine desulfurase. Lineage: Eukaryota; Fungi; Ascomycota; Eurotiomycetes; Eurotiales; Aspergillaceae. Gene Ontology annotation, molecular function: pyridoxal phosphate binding; cysteine desulfurase activity. Gene Ontology annotation, biological process: [2Fe-2S] cluster assembly. The transcript is spliced from 2 exons. Bases 1 to 1527 code for a protein of 508 amino acids. The record is from RefSeq and is a predicted model, not a curated record. Gene Ontology annotation, cellular component: cytosol; mitochondrion; nucleus.
AUGUCUGCUGCUGGCUCUGCUGCUUGGAGACAGGCCUCCCGUGUCUGCUCGAGGCGUCUGUCCUCCCACGGUGCCUGGGCUGCCCCUCGCCGCGCCCUUGCCACCCCCGGCGUGCGCUCCUAUGUCACCGAGACCAAGGCCGGACAAGCCCAGGUCAACGUCGAGACCGCUAUCAAGGAGGAACAAAAGUCGUUCAUGAAGCAGACCGGUGUUGCGCCCCAGAAUGCCACCUUGCCCGCCUCCGGAACCUCCGCCGAUGCCGCCAUGAGCCCGUCCGCCGGUAUCCUCAAGCAAGCUACCGUGAUGGACCAGGGAACUCGUCCCAUCUACCUCGACAUGCAGGCGACCACCCCGCUCGAUCCCCGUGUUCUCGACGCCAUGCUGCCCUACCUCACCGGUAUCUACGGUAACCCCCACUCGCGCACGCACGCUUACGGUUGGGAGUCCGAGAAGGCUGUUGAGGAGGCCCGUGAGCAUAUCGCCAAGCUCAUCGGUGCCGACCCGAAGGAGAUUAUCUUCACCAGCGGCGCGACCGAGAGUAACAACAUGAGUUUGAAGGGUGUUGCCCGCUUCUUUGGCCGCUCGGGAAAGAAGAAGCACAUCAUCACGACCCAGACUGAGCACAAGUGUGUUUUGGAUAGCUGUCGGCAUUUGCAGGACGAGGGCUUCGAGGUGACCUACCUGCCCGUCCAGAGCAACGGUCUCAUCCGGAUGGAGGACUUGGAGGCUGCUAUGCGCCCGGAGACUGCGAUUGUCAGUAUCAUGGCGGUGAACAACGAGAUUGGUGUGAUCCAGCCCAUGGAGCAGAUCGGCAAGCUGUGCCGGUCCAAGAAAGUCUUCUUCCACACCGACGGUGCCCAGGCCGUCGGAAAGAUUCCUCUGGAUGUGAACAAGUUGAACAUUGAUCUCAUGUCCAUCUCCAGUCACAAGAUCUACGGCCCCAAGGGUGUUGGUGCCUGCUACGUCCGCCGCCGCCCUCGUGUCCGUCUGGACCCCAUCAUCUCGGGUGGUGGCCAGGAGAGAGGUCUUCGUAGUGGAACUCUGGCUCCCCACUUGAUUGUUGGUUUUGGCGAGGCUUGUCGCCUUGCCGCGCAGGAUAUGGAGUAUGACACCAAGCACGUUGAGCGUCUCUCCAAGCGCCUAUCCGAGAGCCUGCUCGCCAUGGAGCACACCACCCUGAACGGUGACCCCGAGCACCACUACCCUGGCUGUGUGAACAUCUCGUUCGCCUACGUCGAGGGUGAGUCUCUUCUGAUGGCCCUCAAGGACAUUGCCCUGUCUUCCGGUAGUGCCUGCACUUCUGCCUCCCUGGAGCCCAGCUACGUCCUGCGUGCCUUGGGCAGCAGCGACGAGAGCGCUCACAGCAGUAUCCGCUUCGGUAUUGGCCGAUUCACCUCCGACGCCGAGAUUGACUACGUUCUCAAGGCUGUCCAGGAUCGCGUGCACUUCCUGCGUGAGUUGAGUCCUCUUUGGGAGCUGGUCCAGGAGGGCAUUGACCUGAACACGAUCGAGUGGAGCCAACACUGA